This is a messenger RNA of Neodiprion virginianus, 515 nucleotides long. RefSeq lists its product as uncharacterized. Bases 30 to 515 code for a protein of 161 amino acids. The record is from RefSeq and is a predicted model, not a curated record. The transcript has 3 exons. NCBI's taxonomy places the organism in Eukaryota, Metazoa, Arthropoda, Insecta, Hymenoptera, Diprionidae.
UGUCAGAUAACCUAUAAAAGUUGUUGUGAAUGUCAGAAAGAAUUGUUGAAGAAAAUGAACGUGACAGAAGCAAAUCCAAGCAAAUUACGCUCACGAGCAUGCGCAGAACGAUUCUCGACACCGAAUUUCGUGUCGAGUUUAUUCACGCGGAUAAUUUCGUCUUUUCAUCUCGUGAGAUUCACGGUAAUAGGGUUUUCGUUGUUGGGGUUAUUCCGGAAGCACUUAGCUGCUGCUCCGCGAGAGACAACCAGUUUGGUGCACUCAUAGUUCCACCACAGCGCUGCAGGAGGUCAACUUUCGGGUGUGGAAGACCUCUUGGAACCUUUCGCCCGUGCUGCCAGAAGGAAGUCAUAUAUAGAAUUAAGAAACGAAUUAUAUACGAUAUCGACAUUUUCUUCUUUGAUAAGAGUAGUGAGGAGUGUGACUUAAUGAAAUUCCCAAAGGACAUUCACUCCACGUUGCUGAGAAAAAGUUUUUCCCUGCACUGGAAUUUAAUUUCCUCCAGUCGUAAAUGA